Messenger RNA from Saccostrea cuccullata (small rock oyster), 1575 nucleotides. RefSeq names its product acetyl-CoA carboxylase 1-like. The record is from RefSeq and is a predicted model, not a curated record. Gene Ontology annotation, biological process: fatty acid biosynthetic process. Lineage: Eukaryota; Metazoa; Mollusca; Bivalvia; Ostreida; Ostreidae. Gene Ontology annotation, molecular function: acetyl-CoA carboxylase activity. The transcript is spliced from 7 exons. The annotation marks the transcript as partial. Gene Ontology annotation, cellular component: mitochondrion.
AUAUACGCCAACAAGAGGAUGAGUCUGCAGAGGAAUAUAUAACCCGGAUUCAACAAAUGGUUUGUGAUGAGGACAAUACCAAACAGAAUGCUGAUUAAUUUUAUUACUUAGGGCUUUAAAUCCAACAUAGCAGAGAAAGUGCUUGACAAAGAUCCUGAAACCAUUGAAGAUCUGUUCAAAUUUUCCAAGUGAGCUGAAUCAACUUUGAAAAUUACGAAAGGUGAAAAUAACAUAAUUGCCUCAGUUGAAAAUAUGGAGGAACGUUUGCUGUCAAAACUUAUAGAUCAUCUUCAAUCAGUGAUGACAUUAAACAAAACCGAAAAACCUACGUAUAACCAAGACCAUAGAAACAGAAGAAGAGCCACCAGACCCCAAAACAAACAUUUUGACAAUUCCUCAAGGAACUUUUAUGGGAAUAGUGAUGAAAACUAUGACAGUUAUAAUGUGCAUGAUUCUGAACACCAGUCCAAGUGGGAACCCUACCAAUCUCAGUGGCAGUCUAACCGAGCUCAACCAAACCGGUACCAAAGGCACCAGUCCCCUGGCCAGUUCAAUGGGCCGUCCACAACACCACAGAACAGAAACCAACAUCCUGCUGACCGCCCAAUCUGUUUCGGUGGACCUGCUGCACCUCAUUGCUAUGGGUCUGCCCCUGUACCGGUUGAAGGAUAUCAGACAGCUGUAUGAAGUGGAUACCUGGGGGGACAGUCCUGUUGAUUUCUCUAACCCCUCCAUACACCCCCGACCCCGGGGCCAUGUCAUAGCAGCCAGGAUUACCAGCGAAAACCCAGACGAAGGAUUUAAGCCUAGUUCUGGGACUGUCCAGGAGUUGAAUUUCCGUAGCAGUAAGAAUGUGUGGGGGUAUUUCAGUGUGUCUGCCACGGGGGGACUACAUGAGUACGCUGACUCCCAGUUUGGACACUGCUUCUCCUGGGGAGAGAACAGGGAGGACGCCAGAGAGAAUUUAGUGGUGGCACUGAAGGAGCUCUCAAUCCGUGGAGACUUCAGAACCACAGUAGAAUACCUCAUCAAACUCUUCGAGACCGAGGAAUACCAGAACAACAAGAUAACGACGGGCUGGCUGGACAAGCUGAUAUCUGAGAACGUCCAGGCGGAGAAGCCGGAUGUCAUGCUGGGGGUGAUAUCCGGAGCGCUCCACAUCGGCGACCACCAGAUCCAGGAGUGCUUCCAGAUGUUCCAGACCUCGCUGGAGCGCGGACAGAUCCUGCCGGCUACAUCACUCAAAAACCAUGUAGACGUAGAGUUCAUCAGCGAGGGCAUCAAGUAUAACGUCAAGGUGGUGAAGACAGGUCCAAACAACUACUUUAUUUGUAUGAAUGACUCCAUGCUGGAAGUGGAGGCACACAGACUUAGUGAUGGGGGUUUGUUAAUUUCGUUUGAUGGAGCCAGCUUCACUACUUACAUGAAGGACCAAGUAAGCAGCUACAGGAUAACGAUAGGAAACAAGACCUGUGUACUUGAUAAGGAGAAUGAUCCUACCAAACUCAGCUACAGGAUUACUAAAGGAAACAAAACCUGUGUACUUCAUGAGGAGAAUGAUCCUACCAAACUCAG